Papilio polytes (common Mormon) is the source of this 1459-nucleotide messenger RNA. RefSeq names its product probable E3 ubiquitin-protein ligase sinah. Gene Ontology annotation, molecular function: zinc ion binding; ubiquitin protein ligase activity. The record is from RefSeq and is a predicted model, not a curated record. The transcript is spliced from 5 exons. Bases 176 to 1204 code for a protein of 342 amino acids. NCBI's taxonomy places the organism in Eukaryota, Metazoa, Arthropoda, Insecta, Lepidoptera, Papilionidae. Gene Ontology annotation, cellular component: cytoplasm.
UAUACUCAGAUACGUCGAACGGGUCGACUCGUGCGCACGUACGCAACGGGCUAAAGCAAACUCCUUGCACUCCAUUAUUAUAGUGUAUACGCCAUGCAUAGUGUUUUCGUGCUAUAAGGUCAUUUGUUUAAGUUUGUGCUAACAAUUUUGUGAUUCUAGUGAGUUCUGUGUUAAGAUGUUUCCUAGAAUUCAAGGACUGUUCCAUUCCGUGACGGACAAGCGGUCACAGAACAAUGAAUUCGGAGAAAACAGUGUAACAAUAGUUACUGAAAAGAAGAUAGAAGAUGAUGCGUCAUCCAGUGGAGAGAAUGUUGAAAUUGAAGAUAAACCCCUACCGAUAGUAGACCCUACGAUAGACUCGUCGGAGGAGGGCCACGCGGCGCAGUGCGCCUGCCCUAACUGCGAUGAGGUUCUAUCCAGGUUCUCAGAAUGCAGCAUAUGUCUGGAACCCUUACAGGGUUGCGGUCCGUGUGUAUGCCCCUGGUGCGGUGGUGUGUGGUGCGCAAGAUGCUCUCGGCGUAUGUCACGCUGCGCCUGGUGCCGCGGCAGCCUGCGCUCUCCCGCAGCCCCCUGCCUCGCACUGCAGCGCCUCAUCAACGAUCUCAUGCUUCCUUGUCGGAAUUACAGGCGCGGCUGCACAGAACUCCUAACAACAAGCACAAGAGCAAAGCAUGAAGAAGAUUGCAAGCAUGACUCUAUGAUCUGCCCCGUCACCGCGACCUGCUCCUCCAUAGCAUUCGAGGAGUUGUCAGAACAUCUGCAGUCACAACACAACAUCAUCGCAGUCUAUUCCCAAAAGAUUAAGAUCCUAAUCGAAAACUUCCAAACAAAGUUAAAGAAGACCGCCUGCUGUAGGACGAAGUACAAAAUAAUCCUACUCUACCAGAAGAGCGCGUUCAUCAUUAAAGUUUGCAUCUACAACUUCCAUGUUAAAGUUGAAGUAAUGCGACGUAAGUUAGGUUACAUCGCAGACGUCAAAUCGGAAUCUAAAAAGAGUGAAUAUUGCGCUCUGAUAGAAUUCCAAAGUAAAGCGUUAUGCACAAAAUCAGCGAUAUUAAUAGAGAAUGAAGCGUACAGUAAGAAAGCAGAAGUUCAAUGGAACGAUAUCAUAAUGAAAUCAGAUACAGACGAGGCUAUCACAAUCCAUGUUAAUAUCGGAAAAUCUAACGCUGAAACUUUCAAGAAAGUAACGCAUACGAAUUGACAUGUCAAGUAUUUAAUGAACUAUUUUAAAAUAUUAUACAAGUGUUAAAUGUAUUCCAAAAUAUUCCAAAAGUGAUUUUAUGUGUUGACGAGGUCCAAAUAAUAUUCUUAAAGUUUGGUUUAAUAUUAAACCUACGACUAAGAAGCACGCUAGUUGUAUGACGUGAACUGAUGUAGUUAAAUGUGACUGAUAUAGUUUUAAAUUUAGUUAUAAUUUAAACUGUUAUAAGUAUUGAAAUAAAUAGAUACGAUCUUA